CACACACACACACACACACACACACACACACACGCACUCACACACACACACGCACACAUACAAGAUGUAACUUUUAGUUCCUUCAACAUCUAUCACUGUAGACAUGAGUCCGAUUCCCAGAAAGGUUGUUGUUAUUGUUGUUGUUGUUUUUUGGGGGGGGGGUUGUUGUUUUGUGUAUGUGUGUGGGUCUUUUUUUUUCUUAUUCGAGUAGAUCUACAUACAUCUCAUUUCUUCUAUCUUUUAUUUUAUUUUUUAAACAGGUCUGUAUGUGAGUAAUAGCAACCCAUUUAUAAGAGAGAUUGAACACAUUGGCCGCAGGACUGACUGAUACUUCAAACAUCAGUGUACUUCUCAAAAGUCACAGGCAUCUGAGUUUCUUUUCUUUCUUUUUAAGCAAGAUGCACUCAUUAGUUCUUCUUUGGAUACAAGUGACGAUAUGUACGAUUCUUGCCGUAGUCAGCGUAAAAACGUCCCUAAGCUGCGAGCAGUUUGAAACAAGCCUGGGCCCUCUCGUCUAUGUGAACUAUUUCCAUGGCAACUGUUAUCUCUUCGAUGAGGAGGAAAAGGAGGCGAAAGACGCGUGGAGAAGAUGCCGGGAUCUUGGUGGGCACCUCACUGACGUCACAGCGGACACUCUUCAGUUUUUUAAGGAAAUUCUGACGAACCGCACGACUGCCAAUAAAAAGCCAUACCUCGUAGGCUACCUGUAUAACAGGCAACUGUACGAUUGGUAUUGGGACACUGGUUCUCUGAUCCCCCUAAACAAGACUCUUGACCAUAAGACCAGUUUUUUUAAAAACAACAAAUAUUGUGGAUGUAUGAAGGCUGAGACGUCUUCUUUUUCGAGCGCAGACUGUGAGGACGAUCAUCCAUAUAUAUGUAAACUUGGAGUGCACGUUGUAGCAGCUUUGUCAGUUGUCUUGGUGAUGUCACUGAUGGGGAACAUCGUCCUGUGCUGUGCCAUUUACGCGGAGUACGAGAUUGUGGAGUCACCAACGAGCCUAGCGGGAUCUAAACUGGCUAAACGAUGGAAUGGAAAAGACGACGAAGGAAAAGGAGGAGGAGGAGGAGGAGGAGGAGGAGGAGGAGGAGAAGUAGAAGUUGCUACAGAGUACUCCAUUUUCACCAGAAACGAAGAAGAUAAAAGAGACAAUGACUUAAUGAAUGUCUACGGAAUGGGGAGUGCUGUUUAAGUAUUUCCCAUUUCUUUAAAAUUUAUGUACUUCUUGCAUGUUUUCCCAUUUUUAUAACAUAUACGCACUUUUAAGUAUGUUUUCCCAUUUUUAUCAUUUGUACGCACUUUUAAGUAUGUUUUCCCAUUUCUAUAAUACACAUAAAAAA
Molecule: messenger RNA, 1341 nt
Organism: Aplysia californica (California sea hare)
Lineage: Eukaryota; Metazoa; Mollusca; Gastropoda; Aplysiida; Aplysiidae
Product: putative lysozyme-like protein
Source: RefSeq, a predicted model, not a curated record